Stegodyphus dumicola is the source of this 543-nucleotide messenger RNA. RefSeq lists its product as uncharacterized. The record is from RefSeq and is a predicted model, not a curated record. Lineage: Eukaryota; Metazoa; Arthropoda; Arachnida; Araneae; Eresidae.
AUGACUGAAGACGAUAAAACUGUUCAGGAUCCUGCACACGAACUGUGCAAGGUAAGUGUCAAAAUUCCUCCAUUUUGGUUGGAUCGCCCAGAAAUAUGGUUUUUUCAAGUUGAGGCUCAAUUUAAGAUAAUUGGAAUUAUUUCGGAAGAAACGAAAUUUAACUAUUUAGUAUCACAGUUAGAACCAAAACAUGUUGAGAACAUCUGGGAUAUCAUAACAAGUACUUCCGCUACUAAAUAUGCAGAAUCCAAAACAAGGCUUUUGGAUUUAUUUAAGGAAAGCGAAAGUACUAGAAUUAAAAAACUUCUUACAGGAAUCGAUUUAGGCAACUUGAAACCCAGUCAAUUAUUACAAAAAUUAAAAUCUGUUGCAACAUCGGAUGUGUCCGAAAAUUUAACUAAAACGUUAUGGUUAGAGAAAUUGCCGGAUUCUAUGCGUAAUAUAAUACUUGUUAGUGACGAAGAAUUACCCAAGUUGGCGAUAAUGGCUGAUAAAAUUUCUGCUAUGACGCCUUCUAAAGAUUUGUGGUGUAUCAACAGCUAG